Molecule: messenger RNA, 2321 nt
Organism: Betta splendens (Siamese fighting fish)
Lineage: Eukaryota; Metazoa; Chordata; Actinopteri; Anabantiformes; Osphronemidae
Gene: card19
Product: caspase recruitment domain family, member 19
Exons: 6
Coding region: 90-632 (180 amino acids)
Cellular component (GO): mitochondrion
Source: RefSeq, a predicted model, not a curated record
CCUUUUGGGAAGACGUUAACGCAGAAUGCUCUGCGGACGUAAUGACGUAAAGAGGGCGUGUCCAAACGAAGGACAGACGGGACUCCACAAUGGGAGACAGUUUUCAGGAGCAGCUCGCAGAGGACUGUGCGUUCCUCAAAGCUGAGCGGAAGCUGGACACAGAGCUGGUGGACAAACUCAUCCUGCAACUCAACAGAAUCUACCCACAGAUUCUCACUGACAAGGAGGCCACCAAAUUCAGAAGCUUGGAUGUGCCUAGAAGCGUUCGACUGGGUGAACUCCUUAAACACCUGCAGGGCAAAGGCGAGGAAGCUUGCAGGGAGUUCUACAGGGCUCUCCACUUGCACGUGGAGGAGGUUUAUUACAGCUUGCCUACACGGCUCCGCCUCAGAGAUUACAUGGAUCCACUUGCAUAUCCUCAUGUCUACAAACAGAAAUAUGUUCUGAAUGACAGAGGUCCCCUCUUCUUUUUGGGCUGUUUCAGCUUUGCAGUGGGAAUAGCUAUACUCUAUUAUUACAGCGAAGCUAAGGUGACAGGAGGCAGCCGGGCUCUUGGGAUGGCUGCUCUGGGUCUCAAAAGAAAAGCUCAAGACGUUCUUAUAUGGUACACUGAGGAGAACCUUAUGAAGUAGGGUGUGACCCCAUCACACCAGCUGCUCAAUAUUUUCUACUAAAGCAAAGCACACUAAAUCUUUAUAAGGCUUCAACGCUGACUUUAUACACAAUGUAUAUAUUAUAUUUGUUGGUGACGAGGAAAAUAGGGCACCUUAGGAGCUACAUUUGUCUCCUGUCUUUUAAAAAAUAUAUUUUUAAAUAAUUCUACUUAAAUCAGUUAAUAUGGUAACUCUGGGAGAUACAUAUUUUUUCUAUUGUACAAUUUCUGUCAGUAGAACAAUAAUAACUCACUAAUCAGAAGUUCUGGGAUUAUUUAUGAGUUUGCUGUAACUUAACGUGACCUAAACCAUAUGUAUGCAGAUGUUUAUUGAUCGAUACUCAUGGUGCCUUAUCGGCCCUGGUACAGUAAAAACGGGUUACUAUCAGUCCAAACUAACUACGAGCGCCGUCUUGUGGCUAAAGGGGGAUUUACAUUACAAAAUUUACUUAUCUGUUAGUUAUAUAACGAUAAAACGAUAAAAACUUGUAUUAGGCGCCGAAGACAUAAAUAUUUCUUAACUCGCGGACUACACGAUAAUAUUACACACGAAUUUAUGUUAAAGAUUUUGCGGUCACAAGACUGAUUGUAACGCCCUCCAAGAGCAAUGCAUUGUGGGUAGCGCUAUGUUUGAAAAGAAAACGAACGAAUAUAGUCUGAAAUACUAAUAAUUAAACGUAAAAAGAAGUGAAGUUAUAUCAAAGACACAAGUUAUCACUUUGAGUAGUAAAAUAGAAAAAAAACAUAAUUGCACCAUAAGCGAAACCACAGUGCAUGUUCAUAGCUUUAAAAACGGCUGAGGGCCCCCUUGAUGACGUGUUGUAUGAAAGGAGAGAAGGUUAGCACUCCCCUUGACAAGGAUGGAAUUGGCCCCUGUGGCCUGCAACACGCAUACGGUUAAGGCAUUGCCACCUACUUCGUGGCAUCUCUAACCAAGUUUUUAAAAUAAAUAAUAAUAACACUUCCACUUUUCUUAAGAUUUGUGUCAAACCUAUUGCAUUCAUUGUGUCCAUAGGAACAGGAAGAAUUCCAUUUCCUGUGUCUUGUUUCCUGUGGGUCAGGUCAAACUUUUAUUCUUUCUGUUGACCUUUAGUAACAUUUAGUCCACGUCUAAAAAGGCAGGACUGUGGACUACUGUAAAUAUACUAUAAAGUACAUUUACUACAUGUCUUUAACUUCCAUUUACUGGUCAUGUAGCAUGGACUGUUUAUUUACCUUAUUCAUGUUAAGCCUGUUUUAUCCUCUGGAUGGAAAUUGUUCAAAAAUUGCAGCCAAGUAGUUUUUUAAACACUUUAAUUUAAAUGUUUGCCUUAACUAGACUUGAACAUCCACAUGAUUGUCAUACUGGUGCUUGGUCAAACUAUUAACUUGUGUUAUAGAGGUUAAUCUUCAGGAUUUUAAAUAAGAAGCAUGGUUGUGUUUUUACUGUAGUGCAAAAAAAUGAAUGCUUGCUAUGCAUGUGAAAACCCCGACAGGUUGUCAUAUGCAUAGCAUGCAUAGCAUUUAUGUGUUCUGUGUCAUUUGAAAAUGCUUUAAUUUAAAAGUGCCAUCCUUUGUAUGAGUAGGACACGUCAAAAAUGCAUGAUAUUAAACACAUGAGAUGACGCAUGUAUUAUGUAACUUUAUUUAUAAAAUUUCUUUGUAUAAUAAAAACCCUUUGUGUCCAGGA